This is a messenger RNA of Caenorhabditis sp. 36 PRJEB53466, 3687 nucleotides long. The record is from the annotation of a GenBank genome assembly. NCBI's taxonomy places the organism in Eukaryota, Metazoa, Nematoda, Chromadorea, Rhabditida, Rhabditidae.
AUGGAGGGUCUGGUGGCGUUGUGGCUCAGUUACGGACCGGUCUCCGCAGCGCUCUCCGUCUUCCUCAUCGUUCUCCUCUCCAGAUCGAAGCUCUUCUCCUCUCCCUUCUACCGUUUAGUCGUUCUCGAUCUGAGUAUCAACCUGACCUGCUACAUAAACACUUGGCCGAACCGACUGAAAUUCCGUCCGGAAGGCGUCCCCCUCAUUCUGCCAAUCUACGAGAGCGUGCCGAAGAUUCUGGAGGUCUCUCAAGUGGCCAUGAAGUUCUUCCUUCAUGCGCAGAGUUUGAGCACCAUUUGUCUUUGGGUCUAUCGCUUGAGCCUUUUGAAGAUCGACUAUGACAACAAGUUCUGGAGUCGCUAUUAUCUGCCUAUCUAUUCACUUCUCAUGAUAUUUGCCGGAGGUGCUACUGCGAUCGCCUGUUGUAUCCUUCAUCGUGUCGAGCGCUUCGACUACGCGGAAAAUGCCUUUCGAAGUGCUCCCUACUCGCCGGUAAGUUUGAAUUCUCAUCAGUGCCCGGCAAAGCUUCCUUAAGACCUGCCGAGGCCUAGACAUUUGGUAUUUGCGAUAAUUUCCGAGCGGACUAUUGCAAGUGGGUCAAAAGUUCAGGUCUCGGCGUGCCUUCGAAAAGCCUGGGCUGGGGAGCCAAAAAUCACAAAGACACCCCUUGAAAUUGAUCAUUUUGUAAAUUCAGGACGAGUUGCUGGCUGCCACCCUGUACCUAUCAGUGUUUAUACUAAUUUAUCUCAUGACAAUUGUUGCCGUCGGAUGCCUUACUCUCCGUCAAGCCAAAAAACUUUUAGCACAAAACCCCGAGCACGAGCAACUACGAAAGACAUUCCAAAGGAUCGUGGCCUUCCACACUUGCGCGUAUUGUAUGUUCUUGAUUUGGUUGACUCUCAACCGGUGCAUGAAGUUCAAUGAGAGCUACGAAGUGAUGAUGACUCUUUCGGAUGCGGUUAGUACGGAACACUAAAAAGGAUAUUGAGUCUUUCCAGGUUUCGUUUUCAAUGGUUUACAUUCUGAUUUUGUGCGAUAAAAGAGUGAAAAGAGCAGUGGAGACUGUGAUGAGGGCGAAGAUGAACAGACGGAAAACAGUUAGGCCUUCGCAGGAAGUGUUCUCUUCAAAUAUAGAAGUAGUUCAUUGUAUUAAUAUUGUGCCAAACUGAAUUCUUUUUUUGUUAUUGUUGAAAUAAAGUUUUUAUACUCGAAAAUUCAAUGUGGAGCCACUUGCGUCCGAUCCGCCCGCGUCGCCGUCCUCUCCCUGCCUUCUACGCGCUCCUGCUGCUUCCAGCAGACUUCUGAUGCAUUCUCCGAAAAUUUAUUCUCGAAUUUGUAAAAUAGUAACUUUUGCUUCUUCUUCUGUUUUUAAACUUUUAUUAUUAUUUUUUAUAUAUUGUUCUCUUCUGAUCUUCAACGAAUUCUUUGGCGGACUUGUCGCCGGCGGCCAGUGAGGCAAAUAUCGAGAAACGCGCCUUCUCACAGCCUUGGCGCAUUUCGUGAAGGCACAUUUCACGAUUUUUGCCGAUGUGUCCCUUUUUCACUCAUUUUUCACAGAAUUUUGACAUAAAUUUGUGAAAAAUUACAAUUUUAAGGCGAUGACAAACGACGUGGAAAUGAAAUCGGAGACGGAGGAGCUCCAGCCCUUUCCCACCGUUCACAUUCUUCAGGUAAAUAUCGAAUACUUAAAAAUAUCCCGGAGAUUCCAAAAAGUUCACUUUCAGGUUGUCAAAGAUGCUCAACAACAGCAUGGGUUGCGUCAUGGAGACUACCCUCGUUAUAGGUACCGAAUCCGUUACCAUUCCAUCAGAAAUAUAUUGAUUUCCCCGCAGAAAGUACUGCGCGGCCAAGCUGGAACGCAUGCGAAAGGCGUUGAAGUUCACCAACACGCACAAUUGCCAGAAGAGACGACAGGCAAAGUUCCAGAAGAAAUGGCUGACCGUCGAAGCGCUGCAAACCGCCCAAUUUCUCAAUUUUGGCAUUUUUGAGGCGGAACGCCGUUAUGCAGAGGCGAUGAUUUGCAAAAUUGCGAUUGAGGAUAAUGAGGACAAGGCGAGAAAGAAGUACUCAAUGACGAAUUCUCUCCGGAAAGCUGUGCUGCACGCUGCCAACCUCGAGAAGAUUGUGCACGAAAGCGAACGAGUAAGAUUCGCACGGUUUUCCCGCAAAAUUUUCCUAAAAUAUCUAUUUUCAGUGCGAUGCCCCCACAAAGCUUGAGGCUCAGGCCUACGCAGCAUGGAUGCGUGGAAUGCUCGCUUUCGAGUCUCGCAAUUGGCAGAAGGCGUCGGAUUCGCUGAAACUCGCGAAAACAGUGUACGAGAAGCUGGCCGAUGCCACCAACAACACGACACUUUCAACAAUUUACAAAGGGCGCUGCCGCGAAAUUCAGCCACAGCUGCGCCUGUGCGAAUUCAACGCGGCCGAUGCUCCGGAAGCCGUAGGAACUGUGACCGAGCUCAUGGAGUUGCGUAUGCAAAUGGGAGAGGGAGGAGACAGCUCUGUUGAUGUGGGUUUAAGCUAAAUUCUAAUAUGAUAUUCAGUCAUUUUCAGAAGCUCAUCUCUGAAAUGCGUUCUGCGGCGACGUCUGCGGAAGUGGUAACGAUCGAAUGGGGAGGAAUGAAGAACACCGUGGACGACGAGAAGGCGAAACAAGUGGUUCAGGAGUGGAAGCAGACAGAAGUCGAGUUGGCGCAAUGCCAAACGGCGAAGGAAAAAUGGCGCUGUACGAGAAGGCGACCGCCGACACCCGCGACGCCAUCGAUCGUCUCUCGGAUGCGAUUCGUCGGAAGAGCUCUGAGAACGCGGACACAACUGUGCUCCAAUCAAUCAAAUCGUACUUGGAGUUCCUGAAAAUGAACGGAACCGCAUCUCGUUAUCUGGCAAUCAUUGAGAACACGAAGAACGAAAAAAAGAGCAAGCCGCAGGAUCUUCUCAGACUUUAUGAUUCGGUCAUCGAGAUCUACAAAGAAGUGGCAGAAACACCGGGCGCUGAGUACGACAAGGCUCUCAUCCAGGCGUUCGACGUAAAAGUGGAGUAUUAUCGAGCGUUCCGCUGCUUCUACAUGGCCUCCUCUUUCGGCGCUCUCCACAGAUACGCAGAAGCCUCCGCUCUUUUCGAUCGUACCCUCUCCAGAAUCCAGGAAGCGGAUGCGAAGCUCAAAAAGCUCAAGGGCAAUUCGUAUGUGACGAAUGAGAAUCAAAAGUCGCUGUCGGCGCUUAAGUCCGAAGUGGACAACGCGAAAAUCUCGGUGCGCGCCGCUCGUUUGGCGUCGGCCGCCGGUGGAAUCAAGGUGGAUGCGGAGGUUGCGAAGCAGAUUGACGAACGACCGCUUCUGGAGACUGUCGACGAGUGGCGCCAGUGGAAUGUGCGCGAAUCACUGAGGGACAAAAAGACGAUCCCGGUGGCAGCGCUCCCGCCCGCAUUCAUCCCGAUGCCCAACAAACCGAUCUUCUUCGAUCUGGCCAACUUCCAUUUGACGGUGAGACUUAUCUUGUUCAUUUCUGACUCGCAUUUUUCAGAUGCCACCAUUGGACGAGCGGAUCGAAAAACUACAAAAAGAGCGCGAAACUCAGAGUCCGAAGAAAACGGCGAAAGGACAGUCUUCGACGGCGAAUCAACCGGAGACCGAGGGAAUCUCGGGAAUGGUCUCCGGAUGGGGAAAGAUGUUCUGGGGAGGCAAGAAGUGA